Messenger RNA from Nicotiana tabacum (common tobacco), 510 nucleotides. RefSeq lists its product as uncharacterized. Lineage: Eukaryota; Viridiplantae; Streptophyta; Magnoliopsida; Solanales; Solanaceae. The record is from RefSeq and is a predicted model, not a curated record.
AUGGAAAAUCCAGUAUUAAGAAGGCCUAUCUACAUGCUCUUCCAAGGUAUCCUAAAGCCCAAAUGGAAAUCACUAGUCAUGUUGACUGGAAUUCUGCCAAAGCAUCAAUUCAUUUUAUGGAUGGCAAUACAAAGAAGGCUGGCUACUGUUGACAUAUUGGCAAAGUGGAGAAUUCAGGUGCCUCAAUCAUGUGUAUUAUGUGAAAGAGAUAUAGAAGAAACACAUGAUCACUUAUUUUUUGAAUGUACAUACUCACAAAGCUUAUGGAAAGGAAUGCUAGGAUGGUUAAGAUAUCAAAGAAGUGUUGCAAACUGGGAAGAUGAGUUGAAGUGGUUAUCUGCCAAUGCUAACAAUAGGAACCCAAGGAAGACAAUUCUAGGAGUGGUGUUUGCAGCAACAGUGUACCAUAUCUGGAUGGAACGCAAUGAUAGAAGAUUUCAGAACCAGAAAAGAGAGGCUAAAGAUAGAGCUAAAGACAUUACCAUCCAAGUGCACAUAACAGGGCAAUAG